AUGCGUAUCCGCGUCUGCAAUGCCAUCAACAACCUCUUGCUCAGUGUGUCGUGGGAGGUGCUGGGUGAAGAGGUGGUGCCCCAGAUUUUCCGCAACCUGAGCGCGCUGUACGGAAACCUGAACCGUGAAGUUGAGGCUGCUUCUGCCGCCCCGACCGACUUUUCGCUCGAGAGCAGCGCUGCGAACGACAUCGAGGUCGCUGUGACUGCCGCCAUGCUGUCUGCUCUGCGUCGCAGCACCGCUGAGAACCGUCAGCUGGCUGUUAGCGCCGAGGACGCCCAGCUCAUCCUCAACUGCGCUGCCCAGGGACGUUCUCCUGAAUCUCGCCUGAACGCUAUCGGCAUGAUCGGCUGCGUGGGCAAGCGCUGCUCCAGUGCGGCUGAGAAGGAGGCUGUGGGCCGAGCUCUGGUGUCUCGGCUGGAUGACUCGAGCCUGGAGGUCGUGGCUGAGACUUUGAACGCCAUCUUUGACGUGUACGAUGACGAGGAGUUCGACAACACGUUCUGCGCGCUCAACUUCCUCUCCGCACUAGAGCGCACGUCCAGCGCACUGAAGGCCAAGUUGAAGGCAGAGCAGAAGCAGCUAGACCGCGCUCUCGUGGCCCACGUGAAGGAGACCCGCCUGAACCUGCUGCGCUUCAUCAAGUACAAGAAGAAGCACCUGUAACUACGCCAGUAAGCUUGAUUUUUGUUU
Messenger RNA from Phytophthora sojae, 693 nucleotides. RefSeq lists its product as hypothetical. The transcript has a single exon. The coding region runs from base 1 to 666 and encodes 221 amino acids. Gene Ontology annotation, biological process: ribosomal large subunit biogenesis; protein import into nucleus. The record is from RefSeq and is a predicted model, not a curated record. NCBI's taxonomy places the organism in Eukaryota, Oomycota, Peronosporomycetes, Peronosporales, Peronosporaceae.